UAAUGAAUCAAUAAAAUUUAGACAAAGAUGAGAUUGCUUUACUUUAAAAGCCUUGGGUUAAGAAUCACACAACAUUAACAAAUGAUGAUAUCUUAGAGCUUUACAGAUUAUUUAAUUUGUAUUGUAAUCCCAGAACAAGAAGAAUAGAUUUGAAAGAUGUAAUGAUAACAGCAUAACAUUUGGGAUUGGUGUAAAAGAGUCCAAUAGUAGCCAAUACUUUAUAAUAAGUAUCUGAUUAACAUGGAGAUGGUGGUGUUGAUUUUGAAGAAUUUGUUAGAGAGUUGACUAAUAAAUUGGUAAUUUUUGAUUGUAUAAAAUCUUUUAGGGCAAUUUAUUUGAUUAGAAAGGAAGAGAAUAACUAUUCACAUUAGUGGAUAUUGAUGGUAAAGGUACCUUAGAUAAAGAUGAUUUGAGAAAGAUUUCAGAUGAAUUGCAUCUUAAUUUUUCAUAAAAGGAUAUUGAUGAAAUAAUUCAUAAUGUUGCUGGAUAUGAUGCUGUAGAUAUUACUGCUGAAUAGUUUGAGAAAUAUCUAGGUAAAUUGACAAAUAGAAGAAAAAUUGAGACUGAAGUUCUCAGAACCAAAUGAA
Messenger RNA from Paramecium pentaurelia, 587 nucleotides. The record is from the annotation of a GenBank genome assembly. NCBI's taxonomy places the organism in Eukaryota, Ciliophora, Oligohymenophorea, Peniculida, Parameciidae.